Molecule: messenger RNA, 1405 nt
Organism: Erythranthe guttata (spotted monkey flower)
Lineage: Eukaryota; Viridiplantae; Streptophyta; Magnoliopsida; Lamiales; Phrymaceae
Product: NAC domain-containing protein 92-like
Biological process (GO): regulation of DNA-templated transcription
Molecular function (GO): DNA binding
Source: RefSeq, a predicted model, not a curated record
CGAAUUCGAUUUGUCUGAUUUCCACCUCGUCCCACAUUGACUUUGUGUUCUCUAAAUACAACUAUUUAUAGAUAUUUGUUCCCAGGAGUACUUCUUCCUUAGCAAAACCUCUCCUUUUUGUUAGGAACUCUCUCUCUCUCUCUCUCUCUCUCUCUCUCUCUCUCUCUCUCUCUCUCUCCAUAAAUGCAACCUUAGUUUCUCACAUAUCCACAUACACUAGCUUUGAUAAACUCUCUCAUUCCAUAAAUGCAACCUUAGUUUCCUUCUCGCCUCUAAACGUCUUUAAAUACAGAUAAAUUAGUCACACAAUUCGGCAAUACAACAAAUCGUACUUUCCGAUACGAAGUAAAUGGAAAACUUCAACCGUAUUAGUAGUAGUAGUACAACCUACGACGAGCCAAUAGAAUUGCCGCCCGGUUUCCGAUUCCACCCGACCGACGAAGAGCUUAUAACUCACUACUUAUGUCCCAAAGUACUCAACACCACCUUCACCACCAAAGUCAUCGGAGACGUCGACUUGAACAAAGUCGAACCAUGGGAAUUGCCAUGGAAGGCGAAAAUGGGUGAGAAAGAGUGGUAUUUUUUCUGCAUUAGAGAUAGGAAGUAUCCGACUGGAUUGAGAACAAAUCGAGCUACCGAAGCUGUAUGGAAAGCAACCGGUAAAGACAAGGAGAUUUUCCAGGCGAAGAAAUUGGCCGGGAUGAAAAAAACUUUGGUUUUCUAUAAAGGAAGAGCUCCGAGAGGUGAAAAGACCAAUUGGGUUAUGCACGAGUAUCGAUUAGACGGAACAAAUUCCGGUUUUAAUCUCCCGAAAACUGCCAAGAACGAAUGGGUGAUAAGCAGAAUUUUCAAGAAAAGUUCGGGAGGGAAGAAAGUGCAUAUAUCGGGGCUUAUCAGAAGUGGAGAUUGUCGUUCCGAUUUGCCUCCACUGACAGGAAUCGCGCAUGAAGCAGAAAGAUCACAUGUGUCCUGCUUCUCCAAUUCAAUAAUGGACGAAAAAUCGGUCGACGAAUUCAGUUCUUGUUCGAAGAACAACGACUACUAUACUCCAACGGCUCAAUUUAUUUUCUCCAAAUCUCCCAAUUUGAAUUCGGGUACGGUGGUGAAUUCGAGUUGCCCGCAUUCCAUUUCGUUGCAAGAUCAUUCGGUAUUUGGUGUAAAUGAUGAUAUUUCCAAUCUCGAAGUGGGAUUUAAGCCUUACGAGGAUGAUGCGGAGCCAGUGGAAUUCGAUUGUUUGUGGAAUUACUAAAUUCCUUAAAUAAUAUUCAAGCUGUUAGUAAAAUGUAUCAUUAAUAUUCAAAUAUGUGUAAAUUGAUUUAUUUUUAUCUGAACUUAAAUAUGUAACACAUAAAUAAGUAGCAAGAUCAUAGUUUUAUUUUUAUUUUUUAUUGAAUAAUUAUUAUUU